Molecule: messenger RNA, 2249 nt
Organism: Platichthys flesus (European flounder)
Lineage: Eukaryota; Metazoa; Chordata; Actinopteri; Pleuronectiformes; Pleuronectidae
Exons: 8
Coding region: 176-1588 (470 amino acids)
Cellular component (GO): extracellular region
Molecular function (GO): hormone activity
Source: RefSeq, a predicted model, not a curated record
UACAGCGUCUUUCGUUUUUCGGCUAGUCCCUGCCACCAGGAAGGAACACUAACUCCACCCGCAGUUUGUCAGAGAGUUGGAAGAAUCCGUCGCUUCUCUUGUAGCCGCCUCGCUUAGCUAAACUAGCUCUUCGUGUAGCCCGCGUUCAAGCAUCACGUCCCGGGUUCUGUUUGACAUGGCGGAGGGUCCGUCCAACCUCCCCCCGGGAGACCCGCAGCUCAUUGCAAUGAUCGUGGAGCACCUGAAGAACCGGGGGCUGUUCGACGAGUUCCGUCGGGACUGUCUGGCCGACGUUGAUACGAAGCCUGCCUAUCAGAACCUGCGACAAAAAGUGGACAACUUUGUCACGUCGCACCUGAGCACGCAAGACUGGAACCCAACCAACAACAAGAACCAGAUGAGGAAUGGACUGAGGCAAAGUGUUGUUCAAUCGGGGAUGUUGGAGUCCGGUGUUGACAGGAUCAUCACGCAGGUUGUGGACCCCAAAAUGAACCACACUUUCCGACCAAACAUAGAAACAGCCAUCCAUGAUUUCCUGUCAGGGGACAGGAAGGAGGAGAACACCUCAAGUUGUAACUCUGCACCGUGUGAACCGACAGAACCGCUGGAGGCCCCGUCGGCGUCGGGCCCCAAAACCCCCGCAUACAUGCUGAUCUACAUGCAAUGUAGUAUGGCUGUGUUAGCUCUUGGAAAGCAACAACACAAACAAGACAACAGCAGCUACACACACAGAAUUAAACACUUACAGACUCAGGUGGCCUCAGACAUGCCGGUGAACCUGGUCCGGGAGUUUCUCCUGCUGCUGCUGAUGGUCUGUCAACAGCUGCUGACCGUGGACCCGCAGGAUGUCCUGGAGAAACAUGCGAGUCCCGCCAAAAGACGACUGUCCCUGCAGAGCACAGCGGAGAUCCAGAGCUGCCUGGUGAGCUCGGGGGACGUCGGCUGUGGGACCUUUCAGUGUUUCAACAACAACUCCUGUGAAAUCCAAGGGCUGCACCACAUCUGUCUCACCCUCCUGCACAACGCCGGGCGCUACGACUCCCAGGGUAAGUCCUUUGUGAAGGAUGCGUUGCGGUGCAUGGCGCUGGGACUGCGGCAGCGCUUCAGCUGUGUGAGCCGCCGGUGCUCAGCGGUGAAAGAGAUGGUGUUCUCACUGCAGAGAGAGUGCUACUCCAAACACCAGCUCUGUCUGGCUCUGAGGGAUCACAUGGACACCACGGGGAGCCUCGUCCAGUUCCACCUGAUGUUUCCUCCAGGGCCGUACGUGGAGCUGGUGAACUUCCUGUUGAAGUGUGGUGACGAGGUCAGGUCCUGGGUCAGUCGGCGGCUGCGUGGGCAGUGCGAGCAGAACUGGGGUUCGCUGUGCAGAAGCUUCGGAGGCACCUGCUCUUUCAACCAAUCGGACCCUCUGCAGAACUCCACCGCUCCGCCACCCACCGUGCCUAGGCCUAUCACUGCUCAGGGACCCCUGCAGCAGCCAAUCAGGGCGGCCGAACCAGACGACAGGAGGAGGGGGCUCAACGUGAUCGACAACGCGACUGAUUCUGUUUUCCCAGUGUCUGAGAAAAACAAUGUCACUGCCUCAUAGAGCAUCAGGUUAACCAGGCAGCUGUGCAGACAGAUGUGCAAACAGGGUACACACAGAUACAAAGAUCAUGCACUUAUAACUAUUAUAUUAGCAGUAGAAUGAGUAAACAUAGUGGUAGUUGUAUUCAAGUAUUCUGUGUAGUUUUGCUGCUGAAAGCAAUGCAACAAAACUUAUUUAAUCUGUUGGGUAUUUUGCUUUUAAUAUUUUUCUUGACGUUCUUGACUUUGUACUGGGAUGAAAACCAAUGAUCUACCUCACUUCAACAUGACAGUAAACCACAGCGGCUGUAUCCUGCAGCGACGGACACAAGUACACACAACAGGGAGUUUGUUUCUAGCUCGAGCGCAGCUGAAAGUCAGUAUUCUACCUAUUUAAGUCUGUGUUUUUUAUUUGUAUUUAUGAGCAUUGUUAUUAUUUGCAGUGUAAACACAAUCAGACUUUCUCCUGUAGACAGUCAGGGUGUCGUCUGCAGGAAGGGAAGCACUCUUCGGGUAUGGCGUGUAGUAAAUAUGUAUUUUUUCUUCUUGUUCUACUCGAACAAUCACAAAUUUCAUACAGACCCCAGGUUUCAAGCUAUGUUUUGUACCUUUUUAUUUAAACGGAUCUAAAAGAAUAAUUUGUAAGCAGUUUUGAUUGAAAUUAAAGGAGCUACAAUAUCGUA